AUGAGCUUCUUCUCCUAUUUGGACCCCAGGAGGAUCCAGUGGGGUGCCACAUGGUACGCCAUGCACUCCAGAAUCCUACGCACCAAACCUGUGGAGUCAAUGCUGGAGGGGACGGGCACCACCACCUCUCAUGGGACCAAGCUAGCCCAGGUGCUCACUACAAUGGACCUGGUUUCCCUUGGAGUUGGAAGCUGUGUAGGCACUGGAAUGUAUGUAGUAUCUGGGCUGGUUGCUAAGGAGAUGGCUGGGCCUGGGGUUAUUGUUUCCUUCAUCAUUGCAGCAGUUGCCUCCAUUUUGUCAGGUGUUUGUUAUGCUGAGUUCGGAGUGCGUGUCCCAAAAACCACAGGCUCUGCCUACACCUACAGCUAUGUGACAGUUGGAGAGUUUGUGGCAUUCUUCAUUGGCUGGAACCUGAUCCUGGAGUACCUGAUUGGCACAGCAGCUGGCGCAAGUGCCCUGAGCAGCAUGUUUGACUCCCUGGCAAAUCAUACCAUCAGCCACUGGAUGGUUGACAGUGUUGGAACAUUAAAUGGACUGGGGAAUGGAGAGGAAUCAUAUCCAGAUCUUCUCGCUCUUGUUAUUGCUGUCAUUGUAACCAUCAUUGUGGCCAUGGGGGUGAAGAACUCUGUGGGAUUUAACAACGUGCUCAAUGCAAUUAACCUGGUAGUGUGGAUCUUCAUCAUGAUUGCUGGGCUUUUCUUUGUCAAUGGCGACAACUGGUCUGAAGGGCAGUUCUUGCCAUUUGGAUGGUCUGGGGUGCUAAAAGGCGCAGCUACUUGUUUCUAUGCCUUCAUUGGCUUUGACAUAAUCGCCACCACAGGAGAAGAAGCUAAGAGCCCCAACACCUCCAUUCCCUAUGCGAUCACGGCUUCAUUGGUCACGUGCCUGACGGCAUAUGUAUCUGUGAGUGUAAUCUUAACUCUGAUGGUGCCAUACUCUGCCAUUGAUUCUGAAUCCCCUUUGAUGGAAAUGUUUGUAGCCCACGGAUUCUAUGCCGCUAAAUUCAUCGUUGCCAUCGGAUCUGUAGCAGGAUUGACAGUGAGCUUGCUGGGCUCCCUUUUCCCAAUGCCAAGAAUCAUUUAUGCCAUGGCUGGUGAUGGGCUGCUCUUCAGAUUCUUGUCCCAUGUGAGUUCUUACACGGAGACUCCAGUGGUGGCUUGUAUUGUCUCAGGAUUUCUAGCAGCACUGCUCUCCUUGCUGGUCAGCCUACGGGACCUGAUAGAAAUGAUGUCCAUCGGCACACUCCUGGCCUACACUUUGGUCUCUGUUUGUGUCUUGCUUCUCCGAUACCAGCCAGAGAGUGACAUUGACGGCUUUGUCAAAUUCCUCUCUGAGGAACACACCAAGAAGAAGGAAGGGAUUCUAGCUGACUGUGAGAAGGAGGUUUGCUCUCCAGUGAGUGAAGGGGAGGAGUUUACUGGCCCACUCACCAACACGUGCGGUGCAAAAAAUCUGCCGUCACUGGGUGACAAUGAGAUGCUAAUUGGGAAAGCAGAUAAACCCACCUACAACAUCAACCACCCCAACUAUGGCACAGUCGACAUGACCUCAGGAAUCGAGGCAGAUGAGUCUGAAAACAUUUACCUCAUCAAGCUGAAGAAGUUAAUAGGGCCACGUUAUUACACAAUGAGGAUUCACCUGGGCCUGCCAGGGAAAAUGGAUCGCCCAACGGCAGCUACUGGCCGCACUGUCACCACCUGUGUGCUCCUGCUUUUCGUCCUGAUGUUCAUCUUCUGCUCUUUCAUAAUUUUCGGUGCAGACUAUAUCUAUGACAAGAGCUGGUGGGCUAUUCUCCUGAUGGUUUUGAUGGUCCUGCUCAUCAUUGCAUUGGUAUUUGUGAUCUUGCAACAGCCAGAAAACCCCAAAAAGCUGCCAUAUAUGGCACCUUGUCUCCCUUUCGUCCCUGCAUUUGCCAUGUUGGUGAAUAUUUAUCUCAUGCUGAAGCUCUCCACGAUCACAUGGGUCCGAUUUGCUGUCUGGUGUUUCGUGGGCUUGCUCAUUUACUUUGGCUACGGCAUGUGGAACAGCACACUUGAGAUCAGCGCCCGGGAAGAGGUCCUUCAUCAGAGCACAUACCAGCGCUACGAUGUGGAUGUUGACCCGUUCUCAGUCGAAGAAGGCUUUUCCUACGCUAAUGAGAGUGACAACUACCAGGACUGGGGGCCUUCAGAAGACAAAGGUUUCUCUUACCAGCAGAUGGCGGCGGCAAAGGAAAGCAGUCGGACGAGUAGCAAAUCGAAAAGCAAAGGCAAACACAAACAGAACUUCGAGGCCCUGAUUGCAAAUGAUGAGCUCGACUACUCACCAGAAUAGGCAUAACACAAACAAAACCACAAUGCUAUUUCUCACUAACCUAACCCUUGGGCUAGAAUGUGAAGGCUUCUUUGGCUCUCAUUUUAAAUUCCAUCUUUCCUAAAAUUUCAGUGCCCAGAAUCACGUCACUUACUCACUCACUUUUUUACUCUUCAGGAUAGUUCUAUAAAAAAGUUUAUCCUGAAUUCUGAGAUUGUCACAUUGAACAAAACAAGCAAGUGACCCAUUUGGAGUCCACCAGCAUGGCCUGUCUUGGUGCAUGUUACCAAGUGGGCCAGCACAUGGAUGGAUUGGCUGACUGGCAGAUUCUUUCUAUGUCUAUUAAGCAUCCUAUUGACCUCUUUUGGCAGCACUGAC
Malaclemys terrapin pileata is the source of this 2670-nucleotide messenger RNA. RefSeq names its product solute carrier family 7 member 14 (gene SLC7A14). Gene Ontology annotation, molecular function: amino acid transmembrane transporter activity. Gene Ontology annotation, biological process: transmembrane transport; amino acid transport. The record is from RefSeq and is a predicted model, not a curated record. Bases 1 to 2313 code for a protein of 770 amino acids. Lineage: Eukaryota; Metazoa; Chordata; Testudines; Emydidae. The transcript has 7 exons. Gene Ontology annotation, cellular component: plasma membrane.